Molecule: messenger RNA, 2595 nt
Organism: Neurospora tetraspora
Lineage: Eukaryota; Fungi; Ascomycota; Sordariomycetes; Sordariales; Sordariaceae
Exons: 2
Coding region: 1-2595 (864 amino acids)
Biological process (GO): protein ubiquitination; Ras protein signal transduction
Cellular component (GO): cytoplasm
Molecular function (GO): ubiquitin protein ligase activity; zinc ion binding
Source: RefSeq, a predicted model, not a curated record
AUGCCUGUCUACCGCUAUCAUUUGAAGUUUGAGCUCUACCCUUCGCCAAAUCCGACGCAUAGCACGCCCGCCGCAGCACCCAACCCCGAUAUCUGGAUACCCACCAAGGAGUCGUCCAUAUUUGACCACCUCCCCGCCCAUCCUCGCACCUGGCAGCUCAAGUCCCUGCCUUCAAGGCCAUCGUCCAAGAGGAAACAGGAUCGAGAUUGUAUCCAAGAAGGACGAAUCGAAGAGGAAGAGGAAAAGCGUCAUUUAGAGAAGAUUCCUGGAUCCUGGCCAAAACCAGAGUCGGGAGUACUCAACAACAGCUCAGACCCCGACGCGGAGGAAGGGACGGAAACCGGCGGAGUUAUCGAUUGCGGGGCAUCCAGACCAAACCGCCAAAACCCUGAAGACAAUAGGAACAUCGUCAGGCUUCCAGACAAACAGUCACGCGCGAGUUCUCCCCCACCAAGGUUCACGUCUGGGAUAGGGCCACGGACGGCAGCUAAGGACUGGCGCUUCGGAAGGAUCAGCAUCGAGAGCCUUGAUCUGCCACGGGACGGACAUCUGCAGGGACACGCACAAACCGCAGCGGAGGACAAGAAGCAGAAGAAGGGCAAAGGGAAGGACACACCCAACACCACUGCUGGAGCCAGAAAAUCGGUAGCAGCAAAGAACAACCAGUCAGCAAUGGCUGAAUCACAGAAGAAUCAAGGACAGCAAUCUCAACAACAACAAAAUGGCAACGAGGAACGUGCCUCCCACGGGACACCGGCGGCCUCUCUAGGCCCCAACCUCGGUGGCAUGGGCCAGGCCACCAAGGGACGAUACAUCCCUCUGGAAACCAAGAACACGGAAGUCGGCUGGGGCAUCGUCCAUCUCUACCGCGAGGCCGAUGAGAGCAGUGCUCUUCGCGCCGGGGUGAGUGCAGGCAGCGCCGCCAGUGGUAGCAGCGAUGCCGGUAGCAACGGAACUGCUAACAGUGGUGACGACGGCACUAUCCUCUGCAUCACUGCCGUUCCGAUGUACAUGAGUCCGAGUGACUUCCUGGGCUUCAUAGGAGAAAAGUGGCGCGAUGACGUGAGCCAUUACAGGAUGAUCAUGACGAGCAAGUUGAAUCGGUACAUGGUUUUGAUGAAGUUUCGGGAUCCGCAGAGGGCGAAGGACUUUAGGAUCCAGUUUGAUGGGAGGCCGUUUGACAGUAUCGAGACCGAAUUUUGCCAUGUCGCCUACAUCCAGUCCAUCACCGUAGAAUCAGCUGGCACCCAGAACGGUCACAGUACCACCACCAGCAACGCGGGCGGAAACGGCAACCAAGUCGAUACUAUUCCCUCGCCCAGCAACACCCUCAACCUGCGACCAUUCCCUCCCCCGACCCCCAACCUGAUCGAGUUGCCGACCUGCACCGUCUGCUUAGAGCGCAUGGACGACACAGCCGGUCUCAUGACCAUCCUCUGCCAGCACGUCUUCCACUGUACCUGUCUCCAAACCUGGAAAGGCUUCGGCUGCCCCAUCUGCCGCGCCACGAACCCCAAGCCGACCGCAGAAGAAACCGACCCGGAAAACCCGUACUCGCGACCCUUCGGCUCGGGACCUGUAUCUAACCUCUGCAGCGUCUGCGACGAACCCUCCGAUCUCUGGAUCUGCCUAAUCUGCGGCAACGUCGGGUGCGGUCGGUACAAGGGCGGACACGCCAAACAGCACUGGAAGGAAACCGCCCACAGCUUCAGCCUGGAGAUGGAAACCCAGCACGUCUGGGAUUACGCGGGCGACAUGUGGGUGCACCGCAUGAUCCGCGAAAAGGGCCAAGGCAAGGUAGUCGAGUUCCCCAGUCAUCACAUCCACAACAGCAAUACCUCUUCGGAGCGCAACAACACCACGCGUGCCCCGGCCCCGGCAUGGAGCUCCCAGGAAGAGACCAUGGCGGCGGUUGCCGGUGCCCCCUUGCCCCAUGCUCCAGUCCCCGAAGACCAAGAAGUCGUCCCCCGCGCCAAGCUCGACAGCAUCGGUCUCGAAUACACCCACCUCCUCACCUCGCAGCUCGAGUCACAACGCAUUUACUUUGAGGAAAUGGUCGCCAAGGCAGCGGACAAAGCCUCCAAAGCAUGUGCAGCCGCAGACGCCGCCUCCGCCGCCUCUACCCGUGCAAUCAAAGAGCUGACAGAUUUCAAAGAGGAGCAUUUCCGCUUGAAAGAAGAAGUCGCCUCUCUAGAGCGAGACCUCACGCGCGAGCGCAAGCGAGCAGACAAGAGCACAGAGCUGGCGCGGAAUUUGUCGAAACAACUCCAAGAGGAGAAGAGAGUAGGGGAGGGACUGAUGAAGAGGAUUAAGCAUAUGGAGAAAGAAGCGAAUGCCACGCAGGAGGAACUAAAGAUGUUGAGGCAGCAGAAUGAGGAAUUGAAGGAGACGAAUCAUGAUCUGUCUAUGUUUAUUAGUGCACAGGAUAAGUUGAAGAGUAUGGAGGCUGAGGGACAGGUGACGGCGGAGGAGCUGGAGGAGGGGGGGAUGGUGGUCAUUCCUGUUGGGGAGGGGUCGUCUGCUAAUGGAGGGCAGGGGGGACAGGGAGGGCAAGGAGGUGGGAAGAAGAAGGGGAAGGGGAAGGGGAAGAAGUAG